Messenger RNA from Physella acuta, 1142 nucleotides. RefSeq lists its product as uncharacterized. Lineage: Eukaryota; Metazoa; Mollusca; Gastropoda; Physidae. The record is from RefSeq and is a predicted model, not a curated record.
AUGGAUAAUCCUGCGAUGGAAAAUGCUGAGACACGUGGUCGAUCCUUGAUUGAAAAGCUGGAAUUUGUCGGUCACGUGCAGAAGAGAGUUGGAACCAGACUCCAAAACCUAAAAAACAAAUCAAAAGAAGUGUUGCCUGAUGGAAAGAGGCUAGGUGGGAAGAGUAGACUGACUGAGGCCUCUAUUGAUAAAUUGCAAUCUUAUUAUGGAAAUGCAAUCAGAGCAAAUAAGAAUGAUAUUGUGAAGAUCAGGGCAGCUGUUUGGGCAGUGAUGAAUAAGCAAAUAUCAGUCACAUCAAAUGGGGUUUUUAUAAACUCAAAUCAGAUGGGACCAUUGUCUAACCAGGUGAUGAAUAAGCAAAUAUCAGUCACAUCAAAUGGGGUUUUUAUAAACUCAAAUCAGGUGGGACCAUUGUCUAACCAGGUGAUGAAUGAGCAAAUAACAGUCACAUCAAAUGCAGUUACUGUAAAAACAAAUAAGGUGGUCCAAAUGUGUAACCAGCAAAAUACAAACCCGAACACCCAACCACCUCCAGCAAAUGUUCAGAUAACAAUGACUAGUGAUGGUACCAGUUUCCAACAAAAUAAUGGAAGCGGAGCAACUCAAGUUUCUAACUCCGCCUAUGUAAGGAUCAACGUCGCCAGGCAAGAAUCACAAAACACGCUCACUUUCUUGCAAGCUGUGUUUGUUAUUGUACAAUCUACAGUUUGUUGCAGCUUUUGUCUUGGAUUUUACCUGAGUGUUCCUAUUCCCAUGAUUGUCAUUGGUGCUCUGUACAAAGAUGACUGUCCGAUAGAGCCCAUGAUCCCCACGUACCUACUCCUGACUGGAAGCCUUGGUCUACUCACCUCCUUGCUCAGCUUGGUCCAGGGAGAGGGAAAACGAAUGUCUACCGUAGAUGUGCUUCUCCACCUGUCUCAGCUGUUUUCGCUCAUCGCAGGGAGUAUUAUAGUGUACCGUGUUUAUGACGAUGUUACCUAUGAUUCUGCGAACUCCAAGGAAUAUUGCCACAAGAUAUUGUAUUUGUUCGCCUUUUGGCUUACCACAUGUAGUUAUAUAGUCUUAGGACUGUGUUGCUUGUGCGGGUGUGCAGCAUGCCUGUCUGAACUUUGAACUUCUUAAAAAUAUGUAAAAAAAAAUUU